CCGCUGUUGCCUGCCGCCGCCAGCACAGCCUGAACUGAAGCGAAUUGAGGAGGAGGAAGAAGACGGAGACGACGACGACGAGAAAAGAGGUACGGCGGCUACAGCUCGGUUGAGAUUCGCCAGCCACAAGGAAACGGCACCAGCGGGAGGGGAGGGAGGCAGGCGGAGCGAGAGGCGAGGCGGCGGCACCACCACCAGAAACAGAAGCACCACCGGUGACCGGGAACAGCCUUACAAGCAGUGGCGGCGGCGGGGACUCCUCGAGAAACAGUAGCCAAGCCCGCCCCCAUUUGCCUGCCUGCCUCCCUCCCUCCCCUGCCGCGGAGACAGACCGGGGGGCGGCAGCAGCAGCAGCAGCAGCAGCAGCGCCGAGGAGAAGGAGCCGCGACCAGCGUCUGCGUGUGCUGAGGGGAAGGAGAGCCAGAGAGGAAGAGGAGGGGGAAAUACCGACGACUGCGCCGGCCGCUGGCGCACGGCGCUGGGGAAAGGCUUCCAGUGGGAGCGGCUACAGGAAGAGGGAGAAACGGCGGCGGAAGAUCUCUGAGUAAACGAGCUGGAGGAAGACUAGGGCGCAGCCCUCGACCGUGGCGAGAGCGGAGUAGGGGUUGGGGGGGUGGCGGUCUCCGACUUUCCCCCCGUAUUUUUCUCCACCGCCUGGGACCCGGCGGCAUCUUCCGGUGGCUUCUUGGUCGACGGUCACGGCACCCCCUUUUUCCCGCUCCCUCCUCCCCCUCCCCAGAUUUUAGGGGGGGAAGAGGCCUUCCUCCCGCCCCACAUACACACCCUGUCUCUUCCCCGCCUGGCGGGCGCCCAGUGCGGUGGUUGGGUGAGUGCUGGUGCGGGCGCUCGCUCGCUGUCUCCGUGCGCUUGGAAUAUGGUUGGGGAAAUGGAAACCAAGGAGAAGCCCAAGCCGAGCCCCGAUUACCUGAUGCAGCUGAUGAACGACAAGAAGCUCAUGAGCAGCCUCCCCAACUUCUGUGGGAUAUUCAACCACCUCGAGAGACUGCUGGACGAAGAAAUUAGCAGAGUACGGAAGGAUAUGUAUAACGACACGUUAAAUGGUAGUACGGAGAAGAGAAGUGCAGAAUUACCUGAUGCUGUGGGACCUAUUGUACAGUUGCAAGAGAAACUAUAUGUGCCUGUAAAAGAAUAUCCAGAUUUUAAUUUUGUUGGAAGAAUCCUUGGGCCUAGAGGACUAACAGCUAAACAACUUGAGGCUGAAACAGGAUGUAAGAUUAUGGUCCGAGGCAAAGGGUCCAUGAGAGACAAGAAAAAGGAAGAACAAAACAGAGGCAAGCCGAACUGGGAACAUCUGAAUGAAGAUUUGCAUGUACUAAUCACUGUGGAAGAUGCUCAAAACAGAGCAGAAAUCAAAUUGAAGAGGGCUGUGGAGGAAGUAAAAAAAUUACUGGUACCUGCAGCAGAGGGAGAAGAUAGCCUUAAAAAGAUGCAGUUGAUGGAACUUGCAAUUCUCAAUGGCACGUACAGAGACGCCAAUAUCAAAUCACUCUCAUGCAGUCUUGAAGGCAUAGCCCUUGCCUUUUCUCUUGCAGCAACAGCCCAGGCUCCAAGGAUUAUCACAGGGCCUGCGCCUGUUCUCCCACCAGCUGCCCUGCGUACCCCUACGCCAGCUGGCCCUACCAUAAUGCCUUUGAUCAGACAAAUACAAACCGCUGUCAUGCCAAAUGGAACUCCUCACCCAACUGCUGCAAUAGUUCCCCCAGGACCUGAAGCUGGUUUAAUUUACACACCUUACGAGUAUCCCUACACACUGGCACCUGCUACAUCAAUUCUUGAGUAUCCUAUUGAACCCAGUGGUGUAUUAGGUAUGGCUUUCCCAACGAAAGGCUAAGAAUUCAAGAACGGUCUUAACUGAACUCUCUCAUCAGAGCUGAUUUUAACAAAUAAUUAGUUUUCAGCAGCCUUGAAAAAUUGUAGCCUAGCAGUCAGUGACUUACUUGCACUUUUUUUGCACAUAGAAUUAAAAAUGCUAUUAAUUUGGUGUAGCCUGUACUAUAUAUGAUAAACUAGCUGUGAUUUAUGAGUGUAUGGUAGUGUACUGACUGCUAUGUAUUCUGUACUAUUUGCUUUACUAAUCACCUAAUUCAUUGCAGUUCACAGUUAUUGACUUAGUUUUUAAACCACAGUCUGUAGGCUUGAGGAAUUGCUUUAAAACUUUUUUUAAAAAAAUGGUAAAAAAACUGGAAGUUGUUCUAAGAUUAGCAAAGAAUCAUCAGUAUUAAAAAUGGCAUUAUUUAAAAAUAGUCCUGCUUACAAGGAAGGCACUUCAGUGAAUAUGUGACUAGUAAAGCUCAAAUAUGCUUGGGUCUAAUAGAUUUCAUGAAAUACUGUAAUCUUGAGUUUGUAAAUGAAUGGAUAAUGCAGGUUAAGGCCCAAAUGCUUAAAAAUGCAAUAUUAAUUUGCAAAGUAUGCUCCAUAUAUUAAGAAUUUGAAACUACUGUGCCUUAACUAGUUGCUUUCUUAAAAUGAAUUUUAGAAAGUGAUCAAUUUAAAACCAUUUUGAUAAGCCUGCUGUUAAUGUUUUUGCAAAUGUUUUCUAACUGUCUUGGUAAUUGCAAUUUAACUAGGUGCGGUGGCUACUAAAGUUCGAAGGCACGAUAUGCGUGUCCAUCCUUACCAAAGGAUUGUGACCGCAGACCGAGGUUAGUUUAGUUCUGCAGUUCUUGCUUAUAAGAAAUGCCUUGAGUGUACAUGAAAUUUGCAACACCACAGCUGGUUAACCAAAUACUGUUUUGACCAUUCUAUGGAUGUUUUAUAUCAAUUGAAAUGGUAAUAAUUUUAAACAUCUGAAAGAAUCUUGUAAACUACUGUACCUUACCAUCUAUAUGAAAUAUAUAAAUGUCAUUGUAUUCAGUUUAAAAUGCUAUAACUUGUUCCCUUUUUAAGCACUAUUUAUGUUUUUUAAUUCAAGCAGGACUCAAGACUUUAGUGUUGCAUUAAUAGUUGAUUCUCCUAUGUGACUCUCUAUUAUAGCAGAUUGGUGUUGCAAAAUAAAAUGAAUGAAUGGGCGCUUAAUGAGAUAGAAGUAAAUGCUUUCUAUGUGUUUCAGGAGAAAGCUGAAGAUUUAGUUUCCUCUUUGCUGAUAAAUGGUUUGUGCCACUGUACUAUAAUUUGAUCCACUAUGUGAGAACAAGAUUCUUCUGUAAAUUCAGCAAAGAACUGUGAAAAUUACAUAUCAAAAGUUGGUUAGUGUUUGUUAGUAAAGAUGCUUUCUUUAACUUUUCCUCUCCAAAAUGAAUUUUCAGUCUCAAUAUUUGCUGCUAAAAUGCAUUUCCUGAACUUAUUGCAAUUUUGAUGCUUUUGUUAGCUAGGACAACUGUUUUGGGGCCCUGGUUGACUUCGUUAAUGGAAAAUAAAUCUUCAUCUUCUCCUUUUCAUCAGAUAAAAUGUACAGUAUUCAACUGUGGGACCCAUGAACAAAUUUAAUCUUGUGAAAAGUGAGCAUUCGGUUUAUUGACAUAGAGUAGACUACUGGAGGUUGUGCAAUUGUUCAUGUUUGCUCAGGAGCAUUUAUCUUAGUGGUGGUUCUAAUUUGGUUUGCGUAUUUGGCAGGUCACUAUACUGUUUGUUUCCAUAUGAAUGCUCCUUCCCUACCUCACAGGGGUGUUGUGGGGAUUAAUUUGUGGUACAGAGUUCUGAAACACCAGCCAGAAUGAAGGUGCUAAGUAGUUACAGAGAACAGGGUUUCUUUCUUUAGGUAUGUGUUUCAGUAAAGUGAAUUCAGGCAAUUAAUGUUUUAUCAUAACUUAUUAGAAUGCUAUAUGCUGCCCAGGAUUUUAUUCUGUACAUUUUAGCUAGUUUAGGGAGUUCACAACAAAGGAACACGUUAUAAACAUUCCAUACCACAGAUAUACGCGAAAAAGGCACAUUCUGGAGCAUUUCAGAAAUGAUACACUAUGUUCCCAAAUAUAGUUUCCCUGAAAAACUACUACUUCUACUUCCCUUAUGUUUAAUCACAAUCCUGGUUCUGACAAUCCCCCCCCCGCCAAAUAUCUUCUCCAUAUAAAGACAAGGGAUCCAUAGGCAUUGCUGGUUUCUUAUCUGUGAAUACAACAUUUGAAUAGGGUUUACAGAUGCAAAAUAGAAUGCAUGUAGGCCCAAAUUGUUUGGUUGACUCCUGGAUUUUUGAGGAAGGAAUUGGGCUGAUAUAUACUGGCAAUGCAUACAAUAUACCCUAUCCAAAUGUUAUACUGUUCAAGGUUGCUGGGUUUGGUGUAGAUGUGCCUGUUGAAGAAUGGAGUCACAGUCUCUUGCCACCAUCAUUGCCCCAAUCAUAUAUGUCAGAACAUAGUGAUGGUUCUUUUCUUAAUCUUCUUGCUUGGCUUUUGUACCUGAAAGAAUUGGCAACUGUGUGUUAAUUUUUUAAAAAGAGGCUAUGCUAUCACCUGCUCUUUGAUCAUUGUGAUUCACGCAUCAGUGAACAUUUUGCAGACUUCUUUGGUCAGAUUUUUUUCUUCAAAUAAUUUGUAGCAGCAGGUUUUGUGGUUUUAUUUAUAAUUGUCUUAAAUACAUGUAACAUUUGGAGUUAUUUUUUCUAAAGAGAUGUUCUCAAGUGCCUUAUGAAUGAUGACUCAUAACUCCUUUAGUAUAACCGAUGACAGGUUUUCUUUAGUGGUGCUAUGUGAGUUAGUAGUAUGUACCAUUAGUGAACAUAGUAGAUAAUUUCAGAUUUCAUAAAGUUGAGCAGUAAACUACUGCAGUAAAUUAGAGUAGUAUGUCUACUCUAAUCUCUUUAAGAUUCUUAAGCAUCUCUCUUGAUACCUAGUUCAGAAUUUAUUGAACUUCUGGCCUACAGAAAAGCCAGAAGUAAUUUUAUCUUAAACGUUCUUCUAAAAAAUUUUACCUAAAACAUUCUUCCCAUUAAAUGUGUAAAUUUGUGCUUUGAUUUGUCCAUUACUGGUAUUAGUUAAAAUAUGUCAGUAAACCGAAAUGUUUUCUUUUCAUGAGGAAAAGCUAUAAGCAGAUUGAUUUGUGUCUGCGGUAAUUUUUUUUAAAAAAAAUUGUAAAGCUAUUAUGUUUUCUCAUUAAGCAAGCUUUUAUUCUUAAUGUUGGCUUACAUGUAAGCAUUCUGUUUAAAGCAAGAGCCUCCAGUAUGUCAGUAUUCAUUCUCUCGGAUUAGAAUUGAAGAAUUCAGCAGUACUUACUAAAUUUCUGCUAAGGUUAAGGCACUGCUAUAUAAAUAAUACAAAACUGAAUCUGAUUCAUGUAACUGAGAAACUGACUGAUUUAAUUGUAAUAAACUGUAAAUGGUGUUGCACAGUUAACAAACCUGUGUGUACUGUAGAAGGUCAGGGACUUGGCAGAGGAUGUAUCACAGGUGUACUGGUAUCUUAAGAUAGCUUGCAUUGAUUAUAUAUACCACAUGAAUGGCAAUGCUAAGACUGUAACUGAAUGUUUUUUUUUCUGAAGCCAAUUGUCACAUAAUUUAUAUAUAAAAUUGUAAUACCUUUUUAAAAUCAAAAUUGUAGUAAGUACCAAGAAUGCUUUAAGAUUCCGAAUAUCUAGUAUACAUUUUAAGGUGGCAAGAUUGUGCCACAUUAAAUAUUUAUUUUUAUUUUAUUUUUAUUUUUUACAACUUUUUAACUUAAAUCCCACUUUUCAGAUUUUUUUUCAAAAAAAAUCAGGGAACAGAAGGUCUCAUUUAAGAUACAGCAAUAAUGUUUAGUGUUCAUGAACUGUAGCCUAAAUGAUAGGCCACAGAGAAACAAUUUACCAUGUGAAAGUAAAUCCUACCCAUGAUGUAGGUCAUUAAAAAGUGUGCUAUCUGUGAACAUUGCGCCUACUGAUUUUAUGAAAUGGCACAAAUCUGACUUUGCACUGAAUACCUUUCUCACUUUCAUCUCCUCUGCUUUAGUCAAUGGCAACAGUACAAAUACUCUUAUCAAACCUCAGAAUUUACUAGAGAUGAUUAAGCUGUUGAAUGAGUCUUAAAAUAUGUACUACUGUAAAGUGGACCAAGUUGUUGAAGGAGAAUGUGAGAGUCAUUAAAGAAGGAACAGCUCAAGAACACUGAGAAUGAUAACUUUCCACUUGAGAACUUUUUUUUAUGUUUUACUGUAAUUUUUGUGUGUUUUGGAAAAGAAAAUAGUAUUUACAGGUGGCUUCUUUUAAAAUAUAAAAAUAUAAAGCAGGAAUGUAUAUGAAAUGUCAGAUUUUAUUGUAUUUGCAGAGUAUUAGCUUGAAAAUAAAGAGCUGUUUGUAGUUUUUAAAUGCCUUAUUAGUAUCAAUUAGAUUUCCUAUAUUUUUGAUGUAACUAGAGCAUUUUAAGUAUAGAAUUUAAAAUGGCAGGACUUUUACAGUGUUUACAUGCAAGUGCAUUUUCUUAGUGUCCUAUAUAUGUAAAAUAGCAUUUUCAGCAGGAAAACGCUAUUUGGCCUUUUCCUGGUUUGACCUUUUCCUGGUUCCCAUGAUGAUGCCUACACUUCUAGACUACAGUUUAGUAUUGCUUUGUAUCAUGAAGCCAAGAAAUUCAAUGUUGUUUGUAAAUAGAAUAAUUGAAAAGCAAUAAAAUUUAUUGAACAAAAA
Molecule: messenger RNA, 6546 nt
Organism: Heteronotia binoei (common prickly gecko)
Lineage: Eukaryota; Metazoa; Chordata; Lepidosauria; Squamata; Gekkonidae
Gene: QKI
Product: QKI, KH domain containing RNA binding
Exons: 8
Coding region: 875-1852 (325 amino acids)
Biological process (GO): regulation of mRNA splicing, via spliceosome
Cellular component (GO): nucleus
Molecular function (GO): mRNA binding
Source: RefSeq, a predicted model, not a curated record